Molecule: messenger RNA, 2839 nt
Organism: Menidia menidia (Atlantic silverside)
Lineage: Eukaryota; Metazoa; Chordata; Actinopteri; Atheriniformes; Atherinopsidae
Source: the annotation of a GenBank genome assembly
GUGUGCGCGUACGUGUGUUUAUGUGCUCGUGUGCACUGCCGUGAACCGGCUGCCGCAGCUUUUGCCGAUUUAUAAACACACGCGAUACACUGGCCCAACGCGAGAGCGGCGCAGGGGACCAUCCAGACGCCUUUUAAAUCUGCAACAACGCGCUGCCGCUCUUGAACGUGCCCCCGGUUUAUAUUUGGCUUAAAGGAGACGCAACAAAGCGCACAAAAUGGUUGUGCUCUAGGCCCGGGCGAAUAAGUAGGUUUACUAUGGCUUUAAGAACGACAAAAUAGUGUCUGCUUCUUUAAAAUUAUAUCGGUUUAUUGCUGAAUAGAUAAUUAAGAAAAGUUUAAAGUUUCUAAUCAAUAAAUGUGUACAUUUAGUUUGCGACGAAGCCAACAGAAAAUGCAUCACUGUUGGAUAAGGGCCGCUUGCAAUCAUAACGUCUUUAAAACAGAUGUGUCCAGUUUUACUUCAGUUUGCAUGUAAACCUGCUUAACCUAAAGAGGAAUCUGAGUUAGGCGGUGAAGCCCACAAGGUGAUGGAACCGGCCUGCGACCGAGCCGAGGAUGUAAUUAAAGGUGAAAAGCCGACGGAGGACAAGGCCGCAGAUCAGACCCCGGCCACCAGUACGGUCGGUGCCCCCAGGAGGGGGCUCAGAGAGCGGGGCGCCGGGCGACCAAGGGCCGGCCUCUCCGCUAAACCGACGGACAUCAACGGUGCUGCGUUGAGCCCACUGACCUCAGGUCGGGUUUUAAGGGACAGGUCGACUAGGGCUGUACCGGCUUGGCUGAAGGACUCCAAAAGUGACGACGAAGAAGACGAACCGAGCCCGGACAGCGGUGCUGCCAAGCGGAGGAAAGUUUCCAACUCUAAGCGCAAGAAAAUUUCAGAAUCUGCGGCUCUGGCAGAAGGUGGAGAGGGGCUCACAGGAGACAGCCUUCAAGGCACAGUUUCAGAAGACCCCAAGAAAGCUGCUCCAGAUGCUCAAGCUCUUCCUUCGAGACGCCCCCCACCCCAGGCUGGCGCAAAGCCCCCAACCGGCAGGGCUAUGCGCGGCUCGGCCAAGGCUGUUUGCAAGACCGAACCUGGAAUGGAGAAUCCAGCAGUGCAAGGGGAUGCAAGCGUUCCAGAGAAGUGUUACGUAGAAAAGAAAGAGGAAGAAAAAGAAGACGCAGCCCCACAAGUCCUGGAUGAUGAAGAGCCUCAUUUUCAGGACGACCCCAACGAUCUCAGCUACCAGCCACAGAGUCAGAGUGGUGCAGAGGAAGAGGAGGAGGAGGAGGAAGGAGUCAGCAGCGAGGAAGACCAGCCCUUUAAGGAUGACUUAAAUGACCAGAGUUAUGACCCGAGGGUGGAAAGAGACUGUCCGAAACCAAAGCGCAGAGCCCCGCCGAGGCAGAAGGAGACCAAGGAAAGAGAGAAAGCGCCUAAGAAAGAAAAAGAGACCGCUGAGAUAAAAGUAGAAGGCUCCGACAAUGUGGAGGCCGUGCAGGAGGAAGUAAAGCUGGAAGAGGAUAUGGUUGAAGAUCCGGAUGGACCCAGGAAGAGAGGUCGACGGAAAAAGGACGACAAAACUCCACGGCUGCCCAAGAGGAGGAAGAAGCCCCCCGUGCAGUAUGUGCGCUGCGAGAUGGAGGGAUGUGGGACGGUUUUGGCUCAUCCCCGCUACCUUCAGCACCAUAUUAAGUACCAGCACUUGCUCAAGAAGAAGUACGUCUGCCCUCACCCUUCCUGUGGGAGGCUCUUCCGCCUGCAGAAGCAGCUGCUGCGUCAUGCUAAGCAUCACACAGACCAGAGGGACUACAUCUGUGAGUUCUGUGCUCGUGCCUUCAAGAGCUCCCACAAUCUGGCUGUUCAUCGCAUGAUCCACACCGGAGAGAAACCCCUACAGUGUGAGAUCUGUGGCUUCACGUGCCGCCAGAAGGCGUCUCUUAACUGGCACAUGAAGAAGCAUGACGCCGACGCCACCUACCAGUUCUCCUGCUCCAUCUGCGGCAAAAAGUUCGAGAAGAAGGACUGCGUGGUGGCCCACAAGGCCAAGAGCCACCCAGAGGUGCUGAUCGCCGAGGCGCUGGCAGCCAACGCCGGCGCCCUCAUCACGACCCCUGCCUCCCUGCUGGAGCUGCAGGGAAACGCCGCUCAGGCCGAGGGCAGCGGCGUGGAGGCGGGGCCGGCGGGGCAGGACGGCCAGGUGGAGCAGCUGGGGCAGGACGGGCAGCACGUGGCUCCGGUGUCCCAGAUGAGCCAACCCGUGAGCCAUCAGGUGGUUUUACUGGGGCAGGACCAGAGCCUCCACACCAUGCAGGUGCCAGUGACUAUUGCCCUGUCCCCCAUCGACCCCCCAUCGCCGGCCGACAACCAGCAGCAGACCCACCUCCAGCUCCAGAUGCCCGUUCAGUUUGUGCAGACUGCCCAGCAGGCGCAGCAGCUGACCCUCCACCCCGGCUCGGUGGUGACCCAGCACCAACCGCAGCUGCAGCCCCUGCAGCCGUACGCCCCCCAGCAGCAGGGCCAGGGGCCGCCGCAGAUCCUCCAGAUGACCUUCCAGCCCGUCAGCCAGUCGCAGACCCAGAUUCAGCAGAUCCCCAUCCUGGCCACCCCCCAGCAGCUUCAGACCCUGCACACAGCCGCGCCCAGCCCCCCCCUCAUGGCCGCCCCCCAGCCCCAGGCCCAGGAUCCGGUCUCCACCAACGGGGACAACUUCAUCCUGGACAACCCGGUGCUCUCCUCCUCCUCCCCGUCGGCAGCAGACGUGGUGGGGGAGGAGGGCGUGGUCUGGGAGCAGGCGGGUCAGGGGGAGGUGUUGGCUGAUGGAACAGAGAGACACGUACAGCAGGCCCUCAUGUAA